GUGAAAUCGAAAAGAAAAGUUAUGACUAGUCUCAAUCCUGCCUAGUAAGAGAAAACGCCUCGAUCAGAAGUGGCACGUCCGAAGUAAUAUUUGUGGCUCUUCAACAUGGCCAACCUCGGCGGCCCGGGCGCAGCCGGCGGAGGUUCAUCUGCAUCUGCAGUUGGUACUCUUCUGAACCUCGUCUUUCCCUCCGGUUCCGCCGCUGGGGGCAGUUCAUCUCCUCUGCAGACGAUGAGUCCUGCUGCUGUUCCUGACGUCAUGACGGCUCUUUCGUCCUCGUCCGGAGCAGGCGUAUUAAUGCAGGAAGCUGCAACUUCCUCUAUCCCCCCUGUGGAGCAGCAGCAGCACCGCGCUAUGCUAGCCGCGUCCUCUCGGAUGCAGAAGUCUUUCGACGGAUUGCAUGGGAAUUUACUCGGCAGCAGGAACGAUCAGAUGGAUAACCCCUUUCGACAGUAUUGAAUUUUUUUUUCCAAGCUGCAUGUAUGUAGUUUGAUAAUUUUGCAAAAAUGGUAUUGUUUCAACAUCUCUUGCAACUCUAGAACUACAUGAAAACCUUUCUUCUCCAGGCUCGCCAUGGUGUUGGACGGUGAGGAUCACGUGGGUCUGUCCUUCUGGUUGGCCUCCGGUUUGUAUGAGAGUGCACAACUCCCCCUCCCCCUCAUUUGUCAUGCACAACCCUAAAUCCAAGUGCUUCCCUGUGGCGCUCUUUGCAUGACAGAUUCUGGAAGCCCAAACAGUAGCUACACUAGGCGCAUGAAUUUGUCUUGCACAGGCUCCAUGUGUGCUGGUGAUUGUAUUGUUGUUCAUGCAAAACGAAUGAGGAAGAGGGGGAGUUGUGCACUCUCAUAGUUUGAUGCUGGCCGCCUUGGCGUUUUUCUUUUUCCAGGUUUUCCUCGUGCCCCGGCGGUGGGCCAAUUCCAUGGUGGUCGCUGGGCUCGUGUGCGGCGUCGCGUGGCACCACUACACGGAAAUGAAGGACAUUUGGGCCAGCACGCAGCGCGCCCCCACGGUCUACCGCUAUGUGGACUGGUACAUUAAAAAGAUGUUCGUCAUGCUGUAAGUUGAUUAUUACCUACUUACCGCGAAAGCUGCUUGGUUUUGUGAGUUAAUCACAGCGCGAGUAGAACUAGAGUACAAUCUACUUACUUCCUAUCAAUCUGUUUUACCUAGCAUGACCAGUAGUUGAACCAACGGCUCCCCUCCUGUUGUCGUUUGGCAACAUUUAAUAUAGCAUGACAACGACAACAACAAGAAAUAAAGGCUGGUCACCGUGCCGCUGCAAGUGACCGAGUUCUACUUGAUCCUCGUGGCGGCCAACCCGGACGACAAACCCCCGAUCUCCGGAUUUCUCUUCUUCCGCCUGCUGGGAGCCUCCCUGCUGAUGUUGACAUUCGGCUAUCUCGGCGAGUCGGAUGUGAUGGACAGCUGGAUUGCGUUCUGCAUCGGCUUCCUCUUUUACGCCUACAUCCUCUACGAGGUAUUUUUCGGGGAGGCGAGCCAAAUCAGCGCGCAGCUCUCUCUCGACGAAGCCAAGAAAUUUCUCGCCAUUUUUGUCGGCAGUAGCAAGAAAGACGACGACGAGGCGGACCUGGACGACGAGGAUAGCGGCGCGCAGCGCGAUGAAGUGGACGAACGGGCGAAGCGCGAGGCCAUCGAGAAAGCGAUGAACUCGGCCAGGUAGAAGUUGAUGUUGUACAACUUGCGGGAUCAUGUGAAAUAAUGUUGAAUUAAACACAUUAUAUAUACACAACUGAUUUGGAACUUAUUCACACAACCAGACUCGAUGGUCUGAGUCUGUGCACAAACACGACCACAAUAUCAUAAAACUACACAGCGGGCAGACGGCCGCGAACAGUGUCGCUCUGAAGGAGUUCAAGAAACCCGAGGCGCAACUAGCAUUUGAAAUCAUCCGGAUCAUCUUGCUCUUCGGCUGUAUCCUGUCUAGAAAUUAAUAGCGUCCCCACGGCAGCAGGCGGCGUUCUCAUCUACUAGUAGUGGCGUUUUGUUUAGUACUGUUUGUGCAGUCGUGAACAAUGUGAUGGUCUGCUCUCCAUGAUAUCACGCUGAGGCACUUGAUGCUUCGUCAUGCAGCCAGGAAGCCUUUAAUUACAGCACCACGCUCGAGCAUGCCCAAAAAACUUGUAAUGCUCACUUCGAAAGAGUACUGUGGAGUCGUGGGAUUGAUGCUUUUCUUAAGGAUGACGGGGAUGCUGUACCCCAUCGGCUACCUCGCGGACGUGGGCGACGACCUGGAGGGGACAAAAACCUUGAUAUGCUUUGCAAAAAGGCUGGAUCUCGAAAGUUGUAUAUGUAAAAAGCAAGUGAAUGAAGCGCGCAUUGCAGUACGCACUGCUCACGCGUAUUACAAAUUUUAUUUGAGGUGCUAUGUAUAAUUGCGUACUCCGCGUGGAAAAUUAAUUGCUACUGCGUUUUUCCAUCACAGGUAGGAGGGCCUUUUCGUGCCCCUGCAUCUACUUCAUAGAGUCGUCUCGAAUCCACAUGUGAAUCCACAUGCGUGACAAAUCUCGCAAUCUUCCAGUGACCCAGACAUAGUUGCACUGCAUACUUGAACGCGAUCUACAAUCUCGCGGACCUGUUGAACAAGGUGGCGUUUGUAUCGCAAGAAAAAAGUAUUACAGUUACACAUUUGUUGCGAUUUCAGCAUCACAGAGCUGUUCUGCAUAGCAACGCAAACUUGUAAUGCGCAGCCUACCAGGGAAAGCACGCAUGAAAUGAGGCUGGAAAGCAUUUUCUGCAUGACAGAGGUUGUAUGUGUUGCUGGUCUUGCAUCAGAGUGUGUAACUGUAGCACUUUUUUCUUCGCAUAGUUUGGCCUCGCGAUUUACUACGCCGCCGGAUCGCAGAACGAGCAGGAUCGGGCCAUUGUGGCGUCGGUCGGCGCGCCCAGCGUGCACGACAUUCUGGAGAUGGACACGUUUCUGCACGAGGACGAUGACGCGAAGAUGAUGAACUUGUUCGUGCCGCUAUCCUCAGUAAUAAACGUCCCAACUUCAGAGUUGUCAAGAUAGAUAUUUUGCUAAUAUGCUGUCGUGCAUGACAGGUUUGGGCUUGCAGUGUGAUCAUGUGUGGCGCUUUUAAGUAGCUGCAUCACAUCUCGCUCCCCUUGUUAGCCUCAUUCUGGCAUGACAAACUACCAAAGAGCAUUAGAAAAUUGCACCUUAUGUGGUUCGUGCGCAUGGAAAAAACGUCCGAGACUUGCUGAUUCUAUCUGGGGUGGGGACGACGUCUUCACCCGGGAUAGGUCCCGAUGAAAAAUUCGAGCAAUGUCCCAGAUCUGCAACUGACCACCUCCGCGUCGAAACCAAACAUGUUUGGCGCGCCGAACUUGCUGCUCACCGGACCGACCUCUCCGCUUGGCGGUAGUAGCAACGUGGUCGCGGGAACCGCAACAAAAAGCAUGUUCGCGACGGGCACAACAGGGGCUUCCAUUUAUGCGAUUGCACAAAUAGUUCUUGUCUCCCUCAUUGAUUUUUCAUUUUCAUAUAGUCAUGCUUCAAAAGAUACCAAAAUCCUCAUCUUGCAGUUGCCGCUAAGAAAGUAAGGCUCUCUGCGCCGCGACACGUAUUAUAACUACAUCACCAGCCCGUGUGCCUAUUUAUGCAUCAUGCGGAAGUACGAAUAUCGAGGAAAAGGGGAGUUGAUGUGCACUGUCAUACGAUUGUGCCGGGAGUGAUCAACAGUGGCACGGGUACGGGUGGGCAACAAGGUAGUAGUACCUCGCCACAAUCCAAGUCGAUGUUUGCGGGUGGUCUAGGCGGUGGGUUCAUGAGCAGCAACUGGGAAGGGGCCGGCGGGAGCGGCAACCUGUCCACGUCCAGUCCCAAUGUGUUCGCAACCUCCAUGCCGACGUUCGGGGGAGGCGCCAGUUAGAUUUACCAAGAAUUACAUUUACAGCCAGUACAAGAAAUACAGUUGAUAUGUACUGCUUGUUAUAUUGCCCAACUGCUAGUGAAGUUGUAGACCUGCUGUAAUCGAUCAUGUAGUUAUACUAGAUGGCGUAGAUGUCCCAAAGAUUUACUCAGAGUCUCAAGAACGAAAAAGGCAAGCGUGCUGGGGAAGAAGUAACAUCUGAAAUUUGUUGGUAAAUAUUUAUCAGUAUUACAUGCAAGCAUGUGAGCACCCAAGUGAAAGAUCCUGUGCAAAACAGGACUAGCUGCGGAGACCAGAAAACAUUAAGCAAGUAGAGCUGCUGCAAAUACUGUACUAAGCACAGCUCUGCUAGUACCAUGUAUGAGAACAGGAUAGAUUCGUAAGUAUGACGAAAUUUAGACGAAUGUAAGAAGCGCAGAGAAAAGUUGAAAAAAGCAAGUUGGCAUAUUGAAGAUUGUGACGCCGGUGCUUUAGUACAAGAGCAAAUUGAAAUUCCCAAUGUGGUUUUAUGGCUUCGCAAUAUUUUUCGAUCUGUCGGUCCACGUCAAUGGAAAAGCAAAAGCCGUGUGUAUAACUGUAGGCGUUGACUCUACCCGCCG
This is a messenger RNA of Amoebophrya sp. A120, 4489 nucleotides long. The record is from the annotation of a GenBank genome assembly. Lineage: Eukaryota; Dinophyceae; Syndiniales; Amoebophryaceae.